GCCGGGGGGCUGGCGGCGCUCCUCCUAGCAAAGCUGCGCAGUUUGCUGAUGGUUUCUCUUCUUUCGCUGCUCAGGGGUGCGCCGUUUUAAGCUGACUCACAGCCCCAAGUAGGUCCAGCGCAGGUACGAGCUGUCUUCCUGCACACAGAGCACGAGCAGAGGAAGUCAAAGACGGUCACACAAGCCAACAUGAAGGUGGAGAUACUUCCAGCGCUCACUGACAACUACAUGUACCUCCUCAUUGACGAGGAAACGAAGGAGGCUGCAAUAGUGGACCCUGUGCAGCCCCAGAAGGUUUUGGAUGCAGUCAAAAAGCAUGGCGUGAAGCUGACCAGUGUCCUGACCACACACCAUCACUGGGAUCAUGCUGGAGGAAAUGAGAAGCUUGUAAAGCUGGAGACAGGAUUGCGUGUGUAUGGGGGAGACAGCAGAGUUGGAGCAUUGACACAGAAAGUGUCUCACCUUACGUCACUCAAGGUGGGAUCUCUUAAUGUGAAAUGCCUCUGUACGCCGUGUCACACUUCUGGACACAUCUGUUAUUAUGUGACUAAGCCAAAUAGCUCCGAGCCACCUGCAGUUUUUACAGGUGACACGCUGUUCGUGGCUGGCUGUGGGAAAUUCUUCGAGGGAACCCCUGAGGAAAUGUACAGAGCACUGAUUGAGAUCUUGGGCAGCUUAGAUCCUGAAACGAGAGUUUACUGUGGUCAUGAAUACACUAUCAACAACCUCAAAUUUGCUCGACACGUUGAACCCAACAAUGUCAGCAUCCAGGAAAAGCUUGCUUGGGCCAAGGCCAAAUAUGACAGUGGAGAGCCAACCAUACCCUCCACCAUUGCAGAAGAGUUUACGUACAACCCCUUCAUGCGAGUGAGGGAGAAGACAGUUCAGGAGCACGCUGGGGAGACCGACCCCAUCCGCACCAUGGGGGCCAUCAGGAAAGAGAAGGACAACUUCCGUGUCCCAAAGGACUGAGCACUCUGCCUGUGUCACUUUAUGGCCAUCUAAUAGUAACUUAGACUGUUCAGAUGUUUCAGAAAUCUGUCGUGGUUCAGACAGUCCUAUUUAGGUUUCUAGUUUGUUUUAAUUAAGAAAAAAAAAAAAAAAAAGCACUUUGCCCUUGUUGAGAUAUUCUACAGCAUAUUUAUAUUAUGAUGAAGAAUAUUUAUCCCUCUGCUGGCUCUCAAGCUGUCACACGUGUCACAUGCAGCUCAUUUUACAGGUGUUGGUACUCGGCUCAGGGCUGGAGUGGGGGUGGCACGGACCUUGAGACCUAGGAACAAAUCCCUGCUGUUGCUGUGGGCACCUGAUGGGAAUGCAGAGUGUGGCACUGGGGCUGUUUGAAGCGACCAUUUAAAACAGGAAUAAAAUGCAGUAACUGCCGACUGAAAUUAAAACUUUCCUUCCAUGCUGCUGCUUAUUCAAAGUGCUGCUUCUGGCUGCGUUAAACCUCUUCCCAGUGGCGUAAAGCUGCGGUAACUUUUCCAUGCAGAGAUUGCACUGUUGCUUCUGCCCUUUCUCUGUUAGCUGAAGCCUGCUUGCGUGCUCCUGAGGGUGAGCUGCACUUGUAGCUGUACGCAGAAAGGAAGGAGGGAUUUGUCUGCUGGGAGGUUCCUGUGGGAGCAGCUGCAGUGUGCUGCUGUGGUUAAUGCUUAACCUGCAGUGCUGUACUGAGCUCAUUACCACCUGCAUUCCACGCUGUGACCCUGGUCUAAAGUGGCAGUGUGUGAGCAGGGUUUGGUGGAGCACCACUUCUUUAUUUGUUUAAAAAAAAAUAAUGAUUUUUAAAUGUUUUUCAGGAAGAAAAAAAAAAAAAAGGUACCUAAAAUGUUACUGACUUCUUAAAUUCUGUGCUGCUACAACUAAGCAUGACUGUACUGGUGGCUGAGGAAAUAAACACAGCUGUGAACAGUG
Centrocercus urophasianus (Greater sage-grouse) is the source of this 1911-nucleotide messenger RNA. It is a transcript of the gene HAGH, whose product is annotated as hydroxyacylglutathione hydrolase. Gene Ontology annotation, molecular function: hydroxyacylglutathione hydrolase activity. Gene Ontology annotation, biological process: glutathione metabolic process. Gene Ontology annotation, cellular component: mitochondrion. NCBI's taxonomy places the organism in Eukaryota, Metazoa, Chordata, Aves, Galliformes, Phasianidae. The transcript is spliced from 9 exons. The record is from RefSeq and is a predicted model, not a curated record. Bases 190 to 972 code for a protein of 260 amino acids.